Messenger RNA from Pongo pygmaeus (Bornean orangutan), 5764 nucleotides. RefSeq names its product PPARG related coactivator 1 (gene PPRC1). Bases 856 to 5613 code for a protein of 1585 amino acids. The transcript is spliced from 15 exons. Gene Ontology annotation, biological process: positive regulation of transcription by RNA polymerase II. Gene Ontology annotation, cellular component: nucleus. Gene Ontology annotation, molecular function: transcription factor binding; RNA binding. The record is from RefSeq and is a predicted model, not a curated record. Lineage: Eukaryota; Metazoa; Chordata; Mammalia; Primates; Hominidae.
GGGAACGGCAUGCAUGUGACGCAGCUUUUAAAAAAGGAGACGGAGGCAGAGACCCCAGAGAGGGAGGGCGAAGGGGAGGGCUUGGAGGCGCAGCCGCGCGCUCGGAGUCGGUCCUCCGGGUGCCGCCGGGUGGGGAGUCUGGCUGAGCCGGAGCGGGAGCCGCGGCUUGGGGAGGCGGAGCCGGGGUGGGCAGUGUGGUGUAUCUCUCCCCACCCCAGGCCGCGCUCCGGGAGGGAAAAGGGACUGCAGACCCCCUGCCCGUGCUCCCUGCUGAGACGCCAGCCUUCUUCUGGAGGGCCCUUGUUUCGCGUCUCUACCCUAGGCUGGAUGGGUUUUUGCUGAGGGAGCAUGAAAUGAUGGAACGGUGCAGAGUCCGGGGAUUGAAAAGAAGGCCUGCCUAGGAAUGGAGACCCUCCCCACCAUGUGCUUAGUAUGGGAGAUAGAGGAGCUCUACACUGUGGAGUCUCCCACCCCCAGGUUUCCCCAUCUCCACCCCCACCAGAAGCAGAGAGGACCUGACUGAAGCUAUCCACACUCGCGCAAGUAUUUCCUUGGCAGCAUCCCCUGCCUGAGUGCACCCCCUCCCUGCAUUCUCCCAGACAAAGGUCAGCACUAGAGGGAGUAGAGGGAACCUAAGGCAACAGAACACUGGCCUGGAAUUGUGGAUACCUAGGUUUGAAGGCAAGAUUUGCUCCUCAUUACCUGAGUGAUUUGAGACAACUGACCACCCCACCUGGAACACUAGCUUUAUCAUCUGUAACCUAUGGCUUGGUGCUGCUGCAUGAGGAGGGAGGUGAUUCUGGCUUUGUCAGUCUCUCUCGGCUGGGCCCAUCUCUGAGGGACAAGGACCUGGAAAUGGAGGAGCUAAUGCUGCAGGAUGAGACACUGCUGGGGACCAUGCAGAGCUACAUGGAUGCCUCCCUUAUCUCCCUCAUUGAGGAUUUUGGGAGCCUUGGAGAGAGCAGGUUAUCUCUGGAGGACCAGAAUGAAGUGUCGCUGCUCACGGCUCUGACGGAGAUCUUGGACAAUGCAGAUUCUGAGAACCUUUCUCCAUUUGACAGCAUUCCUGAUUCGGAGCUGCUUGUGUCACCCCGGGAGGGCUCUUCUCUGCACAAGCUGCUUACUCUCUCUCGGACACCCCCAGAACGUGACCUCAUCACCCCAGUUGACCCACUGGGGCCCAGUACAGGCAGCAGUAGAGGGAGUGGGGUUGAAAUGUCUCUUCCAGAUCCCUCUUGGGACUUCUCCCCACCCUCUUUCUUAGAGACCUCUUCCCCCAAGCUUCCUAGCUGGAGACCCCCAAGAUCAAGACCACGCUGGGGCCAAUCCCCACCUCCCCAGCAGCGCAGUGAUGGAGAAGAAGAGGAGGAGGUGGCCAGCUUCAGUGGCCAGAUUCUUGCUGGGGAGCUUGACAACUGUGUGAGCAGUAUCCCGGACUUCCCCAUGCAUUUGGCCUGCCCUGAGGAGGAAGAUAAAGCAACAGCAGCAGAGAUGGCAGUGCCAGCAGCUGGUGAUGAGAGCAUCUCCUCCCUGAGUGAGCUGGUGCGGGCCAUGCACCCAUACUGCCUGCCCAACCUCACCCAACUGGCAUCGCUUGAGGAUGAGCUUCAGGAGCAGCCAGAUGAUUUGACACUGCCUGAGGGCUGUGUAGUGCUGGAGAUUGUGGGGCAGGCAGCCACAGCUGGCGAUGACCUGGAGAUCCCAGUUGUGGUGCGACAGGUCUCUCCUGGACCCCGGCCUGUGCUCCUGGAUGACUCGCUAGAGACUAGUUCUGCCUUGCAGCUGCUUAUGCCUACACUGGAGUCAGAGACGGAGGCUGCUGUGCCCAAGGUAACCCUCUGCUCUGAGAAAGAGGGGUUGUCAUUGAACUCAGAGGAGAAGCUGGACUCAGCCUGCUUAUUGAAGCCCAGGGAGGUCGUGGAGCCGGUGGUGCCCAAGGAACCUCAGAACCCACCUGCCAAUGCAGCACCAGGUUCCCAGAGAGCUCGAAAGGGCAGGAAGAAGAAGAGCAAGGAGCAGCCAGCAUCCUGUUUGGAAGGCUAUGCCAGGAGGCUGAGGUCAUCUUCUCGCGGGCAGUCUACCGUAGGUACGGAAGUGACCUCUCAGGUAGACAACUUGCAGAAACAGUCUCAGGAAGAACUUCAAAAAGAGUCUGGGCCUCUCCAGGGUAAGGGGAAGCCCCGAGCUUGGGCUCGGGCCUGGGCAGCUGCCUUGGAGAAUCCUAGCCCUAAGAACUUGGAGAGAAGUGCUGGACAAUGUAGUCCUGCUAAAGAAGGCCCUCUAGACCUCUACCCCAAGCUGGCUGACACUAUCCAAGCCAAUCCUAUACCAACCCAUCUCUCAUUGGUCGACUCUGCCCAAGCCAGCCCCAUGCCAGUUGACUCUGUUGAAGCUGAUCCCACUGCAGUUGGCCCUGUUCUAGCUGGCCCUAUACCUGUUGACCCUGGGUUGGCUGACCUUGCUUCAACCAGCUCAGAACUGGUUGAGCCUCUGCCAGCUGAGCCAGUGCUGAUCAACCCAGUCCUGGCUGACUCAGCAGCAGUUGACCCUGCAGUGGUUCCCAUCUCAGAUAACUUGCCACCAGUUGAUGCUGUCCCAUCUGGCCCACCACCAGUUGAUCUAGCACUAGUUGACCCUGUUCCUAAUGACCUGACUCCAGUUGACCCAGUGCUAGUUAAGUCCAGACCAACUGAUCCCAGACGUGGUGCAGUGUCAUCAGCCCUGGGGGGUUCAGCACCCCAGCUCCUCGUGGAGUCAGAGUCCUUGGACCCACCAAAGACCAUCAUCCCUGAAGUCAAAGAGGUUGUGGAUUCUCUGAAAAUUGAAAGUGGUACCAGUGCUACAACCCACGAAGCCAGACCUCGGCCUCUCAGCUUAUCUGAGUACCGGCGACGAAGGCAGCAACGCCAAGCAGAAACAGAAGAGAGAAGUCCCCAGCCUCCAACUGGGAAGUGGCCUAGCCUUCCAGAGACUCCCACAGGGCUGGCAGACAUCCCUUGUCUUGUCAUCCCACCAGCCUCAGCCAAGAAGACAGCUCUUCAGAGAAGCCCUGAAGCACCCCCUGAGAUUUGCCUUGUGCCUGUAGGUCCCAGCCCUGCUUCUCCUAGUCCUGAGCCACCUGUAAGCAAACCUGUGGCCUCAGCUCCCACUGAGCAGGUGCCAUCCCAGGAGAUGCCACUGUUGGCGAGACCUUCCCCUUCUGUGCAGUCUGUGUCCUCUGUUGUGCCCACACCUCCCGCGAUGUCUACUGCCCUGCCUUUCCCUGCAGGUGGGCUGGGCAUGCCCCCCAGUCUGCCCCCACCUGCCUUGCAGCCUCCUAGUCUUCCAUUGUCUAUGGGGCCAGUACUACCUGAUCCGUUUACUCACUAUGCCCCCGUGCCACCCUGGCCUUGUUAUCCUCAUGUGUCCCCUUCUGGCUAUCCUUGCCUGCCCCUCCCACCAACAGUGCCCCUAGUGUCUGGUACUCCUGGUGCCUAUGCCGUGCCUCCCACUUGCAAUGUGCCUUGGGCACCCCCUCCUGCCCCAGUCUCACCUUACAGUUCCACCUGUACCUAUGGGCCCUUGGGAUGGGGCCCAGGGCCUCAACAUGCUCCAUUCUGGUCUACUGUUCCCCCACCUCCUUUGCCUCCAGCCUCCGUUGGGAGAGCUGUUCCCCAACCUAAGAUGGAGUCUAGGGGCACUCCAGCUGGCCCUCCUGAAAAUGUACUUCCCGUGUCGAUGGCUCCUCCCCUCAGUCUUGGGCUACCUGGCCAUGGAGCUCCUCAGACAGAGCCUACCAAGGUGGAGGUCAAGCCAGUGCCUGCAUCUCCCCAUCCGAAACACAAGGUGUCUGCCCUGGUGCAAAGUCCCCAGAUGAAGGCUCCAGCAUGUGUGUCUGCUGAAGGUGUGACUGUUGAGGAGCCUGCAUCAGAGAGGCUAAAGCCUGAGACCCAAGAGACCAGGCCCAGGGAGAAGCCCCCCUUACCUGCUACCAAGGCUGUUCCGACACCAAGGCAGAGCACUGUCCCCAAGCUGCCUGCUGUCCACCCAGCCCGUCUAAGGAAGCUGUCCUUCCUGCCUACCCCACGUACUCAGGGUUCUGAAGAUGUGGUACAGGCUUUCAUCAGUGAGAUUGGAAUUGAGGCAUCGGACCUGUCCAGUCUGCUGGAGCAGUUUGAGAAAUCAGAAGCCAAAAAGGAGUGUCCUCCUCCGGCUCCUGCUGACAGCUUGGCUGUAGGAAACUCAGGCGGCGUUGACAUUCCCCAGGAGAAGAGGCCCCUAGACCGGUUACAAGCCCCAGAACUGGCCAACGUGGCAGGGCUCACCCCUCCAGCUACCCCUCCCCACCAGUUAUGGAAGCCCCUGGCUGCUGUCUCACUGCUGGCCAAAGCCAAAUCUCCUAAGUCCACCGCCCAGGAGGGAACCCUGAAGCCUGAAGGAGUUACGGAGGCCAAACAUCCAGCUGCAGUUCGCCUCCAAGAAGGGGUCCAUGGCCCUAGUCGAGUCCAUGUGGGCUCUGGGGACCAUGACUAUUGUGUCCGGAGCAGGACUCCCCCAAAAAAGAUGCCUGCCCUAGUCAUUCCAGAGGUGGGCUCCCGAUGGAAUGUCAAGCGCCAUCAGGACAUCACCAUCAAACCUGUCUUGUCCUUGGGCCCAGCUGCCCCUCCGCCCCCAUGCAUAGCUGCCUCCCGGGAGCCACUUGAUCACAGGACUAGCAGUGAGCAGGCAGAUCCCUCAGCACCCUGCCUUGCCCCAUCCAGCUUGCUGUCCCCUGAGGCUUCACCCUGCCGGAAUGACAUGAACACUAGGACUCCCCCUGAACCCUCAGCCAAGCAGCGGUCAAUGCGCUGUUACCGAAAAGCCUGCAGGUCAGCCAGCCCCUCAAGCCAGGGCUGGCAGGGCCGCCGAGGCCGCAACAGCCGUUCUGUCAGCUCUGGGUCCAACCAGACCAGCGAAGCAUCUUCCUCCUCAUCCUCAUCGUCGUCUUCCUCAUCCCGAUCUCGGUCCAGGUCCCUCUCCCCCCCACACAAGAGGUGGCGAAGGUCCAGCUGUAGUUCCUCUGGACGUUCUCGAAGAUGCUCUUCCUCCUCUUCGUCAUCAUCUUCCUCUUCGUCUUCCUCAUCCUCAUCCAGUUCUCGAAGCCGCUCCCGCUCCCCAUCCCCCCGCCGGAGAAGUGACAGGAGGCGGCGGUACAGCUCUUAUCGUUCACAUGACCAUUACCAAAGGCAAAGAGUGCUGCAAAAGGAGCGUGCAAUAGAAGAAAGAAGGGUGGUCUUCAUUGGAAAGAUACCUGGCCGUAUGACUCGAUCAGAGCUGAAACAGAGGUUCUCCGUUUUUGGAGAGAUUGAGGAGUGCACCAUCCACUUCCGUGUCCAAGGGGACAACUACGGCUUCGUCACUUAUCGCUAUGCUGAGGAGGCAUUUGCAGCCAUUGAGAGUGGCCACAAGCUGCGGCAGGCAGAUGAGCAGCCCUUUGAUCUCUGCUUUGGGGGCCGAAGGCAAUUCUGCAAGAGGAGCUAUUCUGAUCUUGACUCCAACCGGGAAGACUUUGACCCAGCACCUGUAAAGAGCAAAUUUGAUUCUCUUGACUUUGACACAUUGUUGAAACAGGCCCAGAAGAACCUCAGGAGGUAACCUUGGGCCCUUCCCUGCUACCCUUUUUCUCCUUUGGAGGUGCCCAACCUCUUCCACCCCCUUCCCCUACUCUAGGGGAGAGAGCUGCUAGUGAGAUGACUGUUUUAUAAAGAAAUGGAAAAAAGUGAAAUAAAAAAUAUGUUGAAUCAGA